UUGCUUUCACAUGAAUUCAAGAGCUACGAAAUAUAACUCCAACCGUAGGAUUCGGGGAAGCAGACACUCUUGGUUCACCAAUAGAUGCUUGCGCAACAAUUUACAUACCUCCAUUUCUCUCUGUAAUAAAGUGCUAGGUAUCGACAUGGCAUAUGUACACGCCCACAGCAGAAGAAGCAACCAACAAACAGGCCGCGAACGAUCCCAACGUUAUAGAUUCAAUGUAUCGCUUGUCCCAAGCCGUCCAAUCCCUCUCUCCUUUCCUCCUACCCUCCCUUUCCCUUGUUCCUGAAAAAUUUCUAUUCUUGGCCAUGGUCGCUCACCUGCGCAUCCUGUUCGACUUCUCAAUCGCUGGUGAAAGAAAACAAGAUCUUGGAAAUAAAACAAGCAAUGAACUGUUCCCUGCCAUAACCAACACCAAAACCCCGACGCCAAGUAAAAAAUGCAAUGAACUCCUUUAAAUGAGCCAGAGACUCCUCCGCUCUUGUCCCAAUAGUAAUGAUCUCGCUCCAUAACUGACGUAGAACACAAGAACGCCAUUUUGACAUGGACCAGUGAACGGCCACGUGAACUCCCGUAUGUGAUAUGUCCCGACGAUCUUCGAAAUACCCAUCGAGCUAGGGCGCGGAAUGGCUAUAUACGAUGG
Molecule: messenger RNA, 646 nt
Organism: Thermothelomyces thermophilus ATCC 42464
Lineage: Eukaryota; Fungi; Ascomycota; Sordariomycetes; Sordariales; Chaetomiaceae
Exons: 1
Coding region: 222-461 (79 amino acids)
Source: RefSeq, a predicted model, not a curated record